Messenger RNA from Spirodela intermedia, 16217 nucleotides. The record is from the annotation of a GenBank genome assembly. Lineage: Eukaryota; Viridiplantae; Streptophyta; Magnoliopsida; Alismatales; Araceae.
AUGGACAAGUCAAGUGCUUUGGAGUACAUAAACCAGAUGUUCCCAACAGGUCAGUCUACACCCUUAUGGCUACCUUUUUGUAUUUAAUGUUUUAUAAUUUGGUUGCUAUGGAGAAUUUCCAUAUUAUUUUCAGAUAGACUACUGACUGACGUUGUAGAGAUAUUUAUAUAAUUUCAAUAUUUGGAAAAAUAGGGUGUCAGGAAUGAUGUUAAAAUUACGAAUAUCAUCUGGAAUAAAUAUUUUUGGUUUCCUAGAAAAAUUAAGUAUUGGAGCUGUGAACGAUUUUCAUGUAUGAAGUAAAUUUGGUAGCAGAAUGGAGAAAAUAUGUAGCAAUGUUCGUGCAAAUAAUCUGUGCAAUGUUAACAUAAUUCUUGCAAGUCACUCACAUGCGACUCUCAUGCAUUAAAUUCUUGAAUAUUGAUCUACUGAUUGUAUCAGAGGAUAUGACCACUUUCCUUUUCCUUUCCUCAGAGGCCUCAUUAUCAGGUGUGGAGCCUCUCAUGCAGAAAAUCCAUGGUGAGAUACGUCGUGUGGAUGCAGAAAUAUUUGCAGCUGUUCACCGACAGGUAUUGAGGAAAACCUGAAUUUUCUGAUGCUCGGGUGUUGUCUCUUCUCCAGUUUCAUAAAGUUGCAAAAAGUUAUGAUGACAAUUUUUCAUAUUUGAGGUUAUUAACUGUAUUUUGAGCUGUUAAGUAUCCCAUUAUGUUGCUUAUGUCAUAAAACUACUUUCACAGAGUAAAUCUGGAGCAAAGGCAAAGGAUGACCUUGCUGCCGCUACCCAUGCUGUUCAGGUUGGAUCCCAAACCACGGCGAUGCUUCAGUGCUAGUAUAUGCGUCAUGCAUGUGGUUAGCUUGAAUGCUGAAUACUGGAUGCGGAGAAGUUAAAUUUAGUGCCACUUCCCUCUUCCUCUUCAAUUGUUCUUUGGCUAAACUUUUUCCCCUGACUCUCAGGAGCUUAUGAAUAAGAUACGAGAAAUAAAAACAAAGGCUGAGCAAAGUGAAGCAAUGGUCCAAGAAAUUUGUCGGGACAUAAAAAAGCUGGACUUUGCAAAGAAACAUAUCACUACAACAAUAACUGCUCUCCACCGUCUUACAAUGCUCGGUUAGUUAUUUAGUGGUUAGAAGGCCACAGAUCUCCACGUUAUCUAGCAUCAAACAUUCUCCUUGUUAAUUUCGUACUACUUCUCCUUAGAGAAAUUACUGAUGCAUCCAACUGCAAAUUGGUUAGCAAUGAGCGGAGUAGUCUCAUCUUUAUAGCCUCAUAUUUUCUUUUCAAAGCAAACAAUAUGGAGACUAUUCUAAUGUGUCCUUAUGUGCAAACUGGACCUUCGGAUUUUAUCACGUUGACAACAUGAAUGAGAUUUAUAUUGUCCAAGGGCAACUAUAAGCGAUGAUAUAUAGUUAUUAGGACGUCCAAAUCGCAACUAAUUGGCAAUGAGUGAAGUAGGCUCAUGUUUAUGAUUAGAUGCUUACAUUUGAAUUAGUUAAUAUAUAAAUAUUCUAACAAUCCGUGUUUGUCGGAGGCAGUUGCUUCAUUUUUUCUAGUAUCUUUCUUUCUUGUCAUUUGACAUUUGUAGUUUAUUGAGAUACAGUAAAGUUUUUGUACAGGCAGUUGCACUAUUUUCGUGCUUAUGCCUUACUUCUCAAAUCAAUAGUUGCGUUGCUGCAAUCUGCAGUUGCCGUGGCUUUCCAAGACAUAAACUAUUCUGUUGGAUUUGGGUAUUAUAUUUACCGUGUUGGCUGUAUUGGGGCCUUAGAAAAUGAGUAGAAAAAAAGGUGCUUUAUAUUUUAAAAAACAUUAUGCAGAGGUAUCUCAGAUUUUUAAUUAGAAAAGGUACCUUAAGAUCAGCUUCUUGUACAAACUAGUCUUCCUCCGUUAAAAACUCCCUCCUAGAUCUAUUGGCCUAUUCUCAAAAAGAGAGGGUGUGGAGUGUUUUGCAUCUUACUUUCUAAUGUUUAACUUUACGGGAGGAUCAGGAUUCCCCCUUGAAUUGAAUCUGAAGCUCAUUCAAUACGAUCAGAGUUAUAGUUAUUCAAUUUCUUUUUCCAUUGAGUCAAGCGCUGAAACCUUUUCUAAUUAAACUCUCACACUUUGCUUAACACUUGUGUCUGGUGCUUAUACCAGACCCACAGUACAGGGCUUGAACUGGGCCAGACCGAACCAAACUGGUUCUACGCUAAGGAAGAAAAAAUUACUAAUAAUUCCGACACAUUGGUCUGAUAUUUUGUCAAUAGUGUCAUUCUCCUAAUAAAAGGUGUCUUUGGUGGUCUCGUGGAAUAUUUUUUCAUGUGGUAUAUCUGGGUUAGUAGUCAUGCUUUUGUAAGUAUACUGUGAUGGGGACUGAGAUUUUUCUUCUUUGUGUCACCCAAGGAAGGGUCAUCGGGUAAAUAAAGAGGUUUUAUUCAUUUCUUAGUGGAAAACGGGGUUAUAAUGGGAAUAAUUCUGGAUAGAGGUUAACUCACGUUUUCUUUCAAAACAUAUGGAUCAGAGUUGAUACUCUUAUAGUUUUUCUAUUUAUCUCACUAGUUUAUCAGCAUCAUCUACCAAUAUUGGGAACUCUCUCAACUUUUGAGCAUAGUUCUACUUUUCUAUUGUUUAUCGCAUGAUAUGCUCCUCUCUUUUGUGCAAUUUCCAUGUUGCUUGUCUGUUGGUCUCUUGUUACAUUGCCCAAUUUUACAUUCCUAAGGAUUUUCAUUUUAUGUGGAUCGAUAUUGAGUUAUCUUCGUUUCCUAACUAUUUCUAAUUCUGCGUCUAGAUUUGAUAUACAAGAAGUUCAAAUCUAUCAGAGGCGCUAACUUUUCUUUCCUUGUGUAGUAUCGGCUGUGGAACAACUUCAAGUGAUGGCUUCAAAACGACAAUACCGGGAGGCGGCUGCACAGUUGGAGGUUAGGUCUCACGUUAUUUUAUCUUUUCUUUGCUAACUUCGAAACUUAUAGAUUAGGUAUUAAACGUGUUAUUCAUAUCAGAAAAUCGGGCAUGGAUAUUUGUGUACCAGUCAUUGUCUUCUCGUAUUUUUCUUAUUUUCGUUCCGGUACCAACUAUGCCUGGCAUCACCUGGUAUGUCAGGAGUCAUCCUUAUAAAGAUGGAUGAUAAUUCAAUUUAUUUUAAAAUGUAAAAUGUUACGAUUCCAUCAUUAAAAUUCUUCUUUGUACUCGCAUUCAUUCUAAGUUGAGAUUGAUUAUCCUAUCUUGCAUUUUUGUUUAUAAUAUGAAAUUGCUUUCGUCCGACCCAUUCCUGAGUAUCAUCACGUCUACACUAGAAGAUUUCGUUCUUUUGUUUAAACUCCUAGAAUAUCUGACAAGCCAGCAUGCAUCAGGUCUCCUUGGAGUAAUCACCGUCUACACGUUACCACCCCCACGAUGUAUUGCUGCCUCCAUUUUCUUGAAAUGCUAUUUAUGAAAUGCAUGUUUUUUGGAACAAAUGAUCCAUUCUCUCUCAUCAUCAUCCAGCAGUUUGUUUUUUUUUAAGUGGGUGGUACAUUAUGCAUUAAAUGUAAAAAGUGAUAGCAGUAGACAGUUAUGUGGUAAAUGAGUUCAGAAAACAAAUGUGUACAUUUUUUAAUGGUCCAUACCUGACAGUACAGACCGUUCUAAUACUCCAUCUUCCUCAAAAUUAAGGAACGAAGUCAUUCUUUCUCGAAACUCACGUCCUAAAGAGCAUAUAGAAAAGAUUUCCCUCUCUACAAUACAUCCUAAAUGUCUCAAAGAGUACCAUAUAGGAUAAGCCACUGAACCUUUCUGCCUCCUAUAAUCCACUAUUAUAUGCUGGUAUGCUAUACCUUUCCUCACAAGGGCUUAGUUUGUGUGGAAAUCUUUAUCAAAUACCUGAUGACAAUGAUCUCUCAAGUAAAAUUAUUUUAAUGGUUCAUAUAAACUAUUAGCUGUCCUCUCGUUGUGUCAUAAAAAAGCAUACUGAUCAAGUAAAAAUGGCCACCAAUGAGAUACUUUAGAUCAAAAUUUUCGCUUUUAGAGAGUCCAUGUUCCCUGUAAGGGGGACCAUAUGAUUGAAACCCAGAAUAAUUAGCUUCACAAUGCCCCACCCCUAAACAAUAGUGAAUUUUCUGUUCCCAUUUAAGGAUGACAAUGAAGAUCCACAGGACAUUUGAUGCCUUACCACUGCUUCAGUGAAUGGUCACACUCAAGCAGACACAAUGUCAGAGAAUGCAAUUUUUUUGGCAGAAUGCGCUCCCAUACAAUCAUGGGAGAUGCAAAUAUGCAUUGAACUGGUAAUGAAUACAGUUUUAAAUAAUAAAAGAAGUAGGAACAUUUCUAAAAUGGGAUAAUGAUAGGUAUAUGUGAAACAAUGGGUUUCAGGAAAUAAAAUUAAAAAUUAAAUGUAAGUAUUUAUGCUUUAAAUGCCAUUAUUUCUAGACAUUUAGGUAUGAUUUUAUGUAAUGGGUCAUCUGAGUAGAUGGAUUAAAACCUUUUUUUUUAAUUGGUUUUUUGAUUCCGCUCUUCAAACUUAUGUAUAUACACUCUUCAACCUCCAUUCUUGUGAAUUAUCGUCGUGGUUACGAAAACUCGUUCUAGUAUUGUCAAUCUUUUUUUAAUUGAGCGAUACACAGUCCAUGAGCUUCAUCCGAAUCAGGGUUUUAUCCUUUCCAUUUGCCCUUUUUUUGUGUACAUUGGCCUGAAUUGCAUGUAGAUUAGACGCAUUGAAUAUCUCUGCCAGCUGCAUUUUCCGGGCAUUACGGGAUCCAAUAUAACUUAUUCUUCAUAAAACUAUCAUCAUAGGUAACUCCAAAGAAGAAAAAGAUAUCUGCAUGCUAGCAGGAGAGAUCCAAUGUAUCUAGAGUGUACAGUCCUCCGUUACAUGACAGAACCAGUAGUUGAGCUACAACUAUUAACAAGGUUUAUUCUGGCAUAUCUUUUAACAAGCAUCAUGAAGCCUGUCCAUCCAAAACGUUUUUCUCAUGGGAACUACAUGGAAGAUAAUCUGCUUUCAACCCCAUUGCUCAUAGGAUGGUGAAUUAAAGAAUGAUAAAUGGAUAUAUAAUAUAUCAGUGUGCCACAAGGGCAUGAAUAUGCCCCCUAUAUGGCAUGAAUAUUUUCUUUUAAGCUGAUACAGUGACAAUGGAAUGAUAUAAAUCAGAGAAAAUUGUCUAAAUAGGUAGACAAUGGAAUGACAUCAUCAGCAUUCGUUACUCAAGUUGACCUUGAAAUGUGAGUGGCUGUGGAAAUUGGGAACAAAGAUAAUGGGCUAUGAUUGGCAGCGAUCAAAUGUGAGUGCCAGUGGAGAACCAAGCUGCGAGGCUUGGAAUCUAGUAACACAAUUAAUGUUUUUAAGUUGUGAAUAGGUAUCAUAUCAGCUACAUGUGUAGUACUGUACUCUAUGUAGAUUUAUCAAGAAGAUGUAAAGAUGACUCUGUUCUGGAAAGUCCUGUGGUGUAGAAUGUAACUCUUUAGGAACAAUUUUAUGUACUCUUCAAGAUACUGGAUAACAUUGGUGUCACAAUGGCAGUUGAAUGUAUGAUAGUGGAAGGAGGUGAGUGCUGAAAGCAUACAAAAAAUCCUGAGGAAAUUAAACAAGUGGAAGCCUACCAAGGAUGCUUGUAUAAUUGCACUGACAUUAUCUUAGAGGUCUCUUUGGUGAAGAGGUGGGUCAAAUGCUAAAACGCGUCCAAGUUGCCUAGGCGAGAAUCCAAAGGUUGGACUUGCUUCAACUGCCUUGGUGUCAGAUAGAUCCUUUGGCCACUUAGGCAGUUGUGGUUGUCUCAUUUUCACGAUUAGUAAACUGCGAUAGCUAACUUCAGCUGUGGCAGCUCCUGUCCGUGUCCAAAAUUCAGCUGUCCUCGAAUUAGUAACGUGACCACUAAUAAAUUGAUUCACAAUGACUAUCAAAACGCAUUAAUGUGACGGCAGACCAUUGCAUUAUUUCUACUUAAUUUUUUUACGCAAUCUAGAUUGAAAAUAAUUAAAUGAAAAUUUUAAUUAUUUUUAUAUAACUCAGAAAGAGUAAUUUGAAUCAAUUAUGGGCAUUUGUUUCAUUUUAGCAUUAUGUACAUAUGCCUUUCCUUAUUCAUUAAUUAGCAUAUUUUUAAUUAUUAUUUUAAAAAUGAAUUUUGAAUUGUUCAGAUUAAAUUAUGCUUUGCAUCUUUACUCAUCACCUUGGCAGUAAGCAAGGGAUCCACCACCUUGGUUGUAUUAAACACAUUAACUGAUUGAACUAUGAGUCUUCCUCAUUGCUUCCAUUUCCUACUGUAUUGGUCUUCUAUGAUGACUGUUAUAGAUGAAAGAGUGAGAAUCUGCUAUUGUGGCGUGUUUUACAUGGAUGAUCACUUACAUAUGAAGGGGCAAAUCUUUAUAUAUAUAUGCACAGUAUUACCAGUAACUUAUGAUAUAAGUUAGAUUCUUUAAAUCAUCUACAUGGAGGAUUCUCAUUCUUAUGUGAUAUAUGCAGCAUCACCAUGGAGCUGAAAUAAUUGUUUUCACAGUGAAAAAAACACGGGGUACUCAAAUAAUAUGGCGCCACUGGCAAAGUUUUUGUGUGGAAAGUUUUCAAAUGAACGGGAGGAAGAAUGUUGAAACUUUUUUAAAAUAAAGACAUAAUGUUGGUGCAUUCUAGAGUUGUGUUCAAUGGUCUUUUGAUAGAGUACUUAGAAGUCAUGUUGAUCCUGUUCUUCAUUCUUUUUCAAGAAAACAGUAGUAAUCUAGUAUAUUACCAUCGUCAAAAAAAAAUUAGAAAUCGUUCACAAUUGCUCAUAUAUAGCUUGUAACACAUUUUCAGGCAGUAAACCAACUAUGCAGUCACUUUGAAGCUUACCGUGACAUUCCAAAGAUAAGUGAGCUACGGGAGAAAUUCAAGAACAUCAAGCAGAUUCUCAAGUCUCAUGUAUUCUCAGAUUUUUCAAGGUACGUUUUUUCAAGAAAAGAAAUUACAUGCUUGCAUGACGACUUUUUUAUUUUGUUCAAUAUCUUCUCUGAGUUGCAAAUCCAUUGGAGACUUUUCGUCAGUUCCUUUGAAUUUGUUAAGCUUCUACUGAAUUCUUUGUUCUUUUUGGCCAAUACAAUUAACAGAUAGGACCUUGCAGCAGUCAAAAUCUGUUGUUAUUAGGGAAAUGUCAUAUCGAUUUCUCAGGAAUUCAUUGAUAUUUGCAUGAUUAAACACUUGGAACAUUAUAAGUACACUUUUCAGCAUAAUGUUAAUAAUACAGAAUUCCAUGAAUAGAUAAUGAAUAAUACUUUCCCUAUGCAAUUCUGUAGUAAGGUUUGGCUAGUUGGAAGAAGAGUUUGUAUGCUAAAAGGAUGGUUGGACGUAACCACUGUAUGUACACGUUCAAUAUUUGGCUUUCUAUUAUGUUAGCUGUUGCUAUUAUAGCAAUGAGAUGCAAUGUGUAUCCUCUUUUUAAAGCUUAAACAAAAUGUGUCUUCCUUUUUAAUUGUGAAGUUGUCAAAUAUUUGGAAGGAAAUUCUUCAACUUGAAUUUACUUUCUCUUGUUUAUGUGAUUUCACUGAUCCAUGAAAUCCUUACAUGUUGAUGAUUGAUUAGUUUAGAAUUUCUUGGCUGUUAACCUGGUAAAUAAGAGAAUAAGUUACUUGAAACAAUGUGGCCUUAUUAGAGUGAAAUUAUGGAAGUGCCACAACCUCGUGUUAAUCUUGGAAUCUCUUAUCCUAGUUAUUAUCGUGUCAUCAAUGCACCUUCAGGGGAGAGACGCUGGAGAUUUUUCAUGCUUUUUUUCCUAAGAGUUUGUGAUAUCCUUUUCUAUGCAGCCUUGGAACUGGUAAGGAGUCAGAGGAAAGCAACUUGCUGCAGCAAUUAUCAGAUGCCUGCUUGGUUGUUGAUGUGCUAGAACCAUCUGUUAAGGAAGAGCUCGUUAGGAACUUUUGCAACAAAGAACUGACUUCUUACCGGCAGAUUUUUGAAGGAGCGGGUCAGAUAUAAUGCUUGAUAGUUGUGAACUUUUUAUUUGAUGUCUAAAAAUCUUUUUAUACAUAAUUGCAUGUCUGCUUGUUCCAUUCCUUUCAUUUUAAUUUCUUUUUCUUAAGUUGGAGAUGUAUCUCUAUACAAAUGAGGUCCUGAAAAUUGUUAGGUUCUUUUGUUGAGAAAACGGAGUGGAGUGGUUCUGUAGCUUCCCAAAAGUUGGCCUCUAGUUGAAGUUACUAAUGACUCUGUUGAUUGCAACUUUUCUAGUCCUGUUUAUCAUAAUUGGUGUUGCAUUUAUCUUUGCUAUUUUUUAAACCUUCAGAACUGGCUAAAUUAGACAAAGCCGAACGGAGAUAUGCAUGGAUUAAGCGUAGGCUGCGAACCAAUGAGGAUAUUUGGAAAAUUUUUCCACCUGCUUGGCACAUUGAUUAUCUUCUUUGCAUACAGUUUUGUAAGUUGACAAGGUUUGUUAUCAUCAACCAUGACAUUGCAUUGUUAUCUUUGUCCUAUAUUUUUCAUAUUUCUUUUAGAAAAGUAUAUCACCACUAUGAUGGGUGUGAAACUAUGCAGCUGUGGAGCUAUUUUUAGUUAUUUGGGUGGCUUUUUUUUUAAGAAAUCUUCAUCAUCUAUGACCUGCUUGAUGACUAAAUCAGGACCUAGAUUGGAUUUAUAAAUCUUGUGUAACCGGUGUCGCCUGUUUGCUUUGCAUAUUCUGCAAGAGCUUUUAGAAGUUACACUUUUUCUUGAGCAAAAUUUGCACGAACUCAUUACUUUCAAGAGGUCUUUCAAAUACAGGUUAACUUUCUUGAUAGUGUAUUGCUAGUGGUUCUAAAUCAGGUUACUACAUUCAACAAUAAACUAUUUGAGCUAAGUUGCCUUUAUGUCUUUUUUUCAUCCCAUCUCUGGUUGAUUCUACUGACCGGGACAUACUUGACACUUGACAAUAAUCUCCCUAUCCCCCAUCCCCUCUUUGAUGGCUAAAGAUUACAGUUAGUAUGCAUUUAGGCAUUAUUCUCACAUUGGUAGGAUUCCAUGGUUCAUCUAUAAACGAGGCUUAUUCAUCUUUGAAGUCAGUCGCAGUUUUCCUUUUCUGGAUGUUCCGAGCAUUUCACCUGUCCAUGUAGAGCUGGAAUUUAAAAUAUGAUUUGAGAUUACCAUAUUUUUUGGGAGAUGUACUCUGUAGGACAUUUGAACUUCUGACUACUCAUUGCAAUCAUCUUUUAUUUCCUCAUAUAUCAUUGAUUGAAGUCUACUCGACCAAAAAGCUUUCAAUAGGAAACAAAGAACUAGGAGUUUCUCAAAAUAAUUUGACCAAACUCCUGCUAGCUUCCCAGUCGGACCUCACGAAAAAAAUGAGUCUUUAGACGCAUAAAUUUAUAUUGAUUUGAAUACGUUUAGUUUGUAGUUAUGUACGCUUUUUAUUAUCAGUUACAAUUCAGCAUCAAGUUGGUUCAUUUGAUCAUCCAACUAUGUUUAUGCUUGCAUCCAACCUGUUCACAUCUUAUAAAAGGAUGAAGGGAAUUUUUGGAAAAUUGGUUCUUUGUCAAUCUUUUAUGAUAUUUGUUAUAUGAGAACAUCCAUGUUAAAUGGUUUAUGGUCGGUGUAAACGUACAAUUCGAUACUGGAAUGGAACCCCAAGCUUUUUGUCAACCUAUGAAUCAUCUGCCAUGAGGGAAACAUGCAUAUUUUUAAAAGUUCGAGGCUUUCUGGAUAAUAAAGUGUGUAACUAUGUAUGUGACAGGUCAAAAGAGUAGAUUAGAUUAAUUUUCAGUACUUGGAUUAGUAGGACCUGCUCUAUCGUGGUGUAGUGUUUCUGAUGUAUGGGGAAUUUUCCAGUGCUCAUGAAACAGAUGCAUGUACAUGGUUCCAUUUCUUUUUAUUAUAUGUUUUCAGCAGAGUUAUUGCUAAAAACAUUUUCAGGGCUCAACUCAUGGAAAUCCUCGACAAUCUCAAAGAAAAGCCAGAUGUUUCUGCAUUACUGAUGGUAUUUAAAUUUCAUGGAAUUGAUUUUUUUGGCAUUCAUGUUUGUUACUGUCAUUGUUGGAGUUUCUUUAAGAAGCCAUUUUAUGUGACUGGUUUUAAUUAGAUACCAAUAUUUGAAGAGCUGAUCUUCCUUUAAGUACAAAACAGUAGGGCCCACCAACUUCAUGAUCACUCUUAUUCAUUUGCAUCGUUUCCAAGGCCUGCACAAUAAUUAGGAAAACAGGCAUAUGUUGUAUUUUGUCGAGUUGCUAGUAGAACCAAGAGCAAAGGGUAAGAUCAGCUGAUCGUCCUAGUGUGUGGUGUCCUUUACAGCAAUUACGGCAAAGGACUUGACAAGAAUAGUCAUGUUUCUUGCCCUUGGCCUAGGAGUAAGAAAUGAAAAUAGAUGGAGCAUCAGUCAUGUGGUCGAUGGCUCAUGAGUUCUGAGAAGAAUUUGUAGAAUUACUGAGCGCUAUCCUUAUAGUGCCUUUUUAGGAGGGAAUAUGAGAGAAAGCGUCUAGCUUUAGAGGUCCACUUCCAUUUCGAGUAGAACUCAGCCCUAUUUACAUUGUACGAUCAUUAUCUGAAGGAAGUUCCCAUUGGGAUUUUGGAAUUCUUACUCAUGACAAAACCUUUACGUAGGAUUUUUCUUUGCACCUGGUCUGCCAGUGGGAGCAUCCCUGCUCAAAAUUUGACCUUGUAAAUCUGAAAAUUUUGGAUUCAAGUCUGCUAGGAAUUUGAAGAUCCAGUAUUUAUAAAUGUACCUAAGAUGCCUUCUCUGGAUCACAGUUGUGUCACCGUCAUCUAUAGAGUACAGUCAAGGUCCUCAUAGUGGUUGUUCACUGGGAGAUUCCCCUGUUUCAAUUGAUGAAUGUAACGUGUGGACUGAUGAAUUCUACAAACAUUCUCCUUCUAUGUGUAAAUCCCAUAUUUAUCUUGAUAUUAUUUUUCUCCGUGUAAUUUUCUGGUUUCACAGUUAACAUAUUGUUCAAACUCCCUGGAGGAGAGCGGAAUGACUAUGCCUGGUGGUUUUAGGUUGUGUAUCUAUCUUAAGGUUUUCUUUUUUCGGUUAAAUCUAUGUAAUUUUUUACAACCACAUUGAAUUUGGUAUCACUGAAUAGCUAUUUUGACAUGACAAAUGGAAUUGGAAGGCUUGUAUGAUAUCUUUUAAAAGAGCUGAUGAUUGCAAUGCUUCCUUGAUAAUUAUUUCGAGUUUUGAUUGCAUAAUGAUUGUACUGACCUCUUGAAUGGAGGUAAUUUUUUAUCAUGCAUAGAAGUAAUCUAUGAAAUGACUUGUAGAGUCGGUUCUCUCGAUCUACUUUUGUAUUCACUGGUGAUAACUUCUUGCAGGCGCUACAAAGGACCAUUGAGUUUGAAGAGGAAUUGGCUGAGAAGUUUGGUGGAGGAUCAGGUAGUUCUGAGUAUCAAAAUGUGGGUAAUGAGACCGAAGAAAUAGAUGAAGGAAAGAGAAACAACCAAAUUGUGUCUGACAUUCGGAAAAAGUAUGAAAAGAAGCUUGCAAUCCACGGUGGUCCUGGAACCGAGCUAGUGCGUGGGAUGCUAAAUCUGUAUGACCUUGAUGAUUCCUUUUUUGUCUUGUCUCCUAACUAUUUUUCUAAUUUCUUUUGCAGAAGGAUGGCCAUAAAGAUUCAUCUGUGCCUGGAGCUGGUGUAAGAAGUUUGGCCCUGUUAUCAUAUUUCGUUUGCUUUUAGUUCUCGACUGUAUCUCAUUGUUUUCCACGAUUUUUUUGGUUUCUUGCAGUUCAACUUCCGUGGCAUUAUAUCCUCUUGUUUUGAGUCGCAUUUAAUGGUGUAUGUGGAACUAGAGGAGAAAACAUUGAUGGAACAGUUGGAAAAACUUGUUCAGGUAUGUUUGAUUUGAUAAAUCUCUGAAAAUGGAAUAUUUUGGUUUCCAUUUGAAUGUGCCUUGUAAAAUGUAUGCUUAUCCACAGGAUGAGAGCUGGGACCCAGAAGAGGGAAGUCAAACCAACAUUUUGUCGAGCAGCAUGCAGGUAAGAUUCCAUUCGUUAUUCAAUGUUUGUUUUUUCAUGAAUAUUAUAUGUCGUGGUGAACAGUGGUGCAAACCCUAGGAAAAUAUAUGAAGGAAAAACGCUUUUUGUAUUCACAUCAUGGAUAACUGUUAUAUAAAAGUACCUGGGCCACAGAACAAGGAAACUACCUAACAACCAGGAAACCGAGAAAAUAGGAAACGAACCAACAAGUAGGGAACGGUCCAACUAAGACCUAAAGUCCUAAAUAUAUGUUCUUUCUCACAUAUACACUGAUUAUGCACAACAAGAGAAUGUUCCGUUUAUAAAAGCUACAUACUUACAUGUCUUUUGUGCCUUCUUUUUAUAUCUAGUAUUUAUAUAUACAUCAUGGAAUAUGGAUCUGGGGGAUAAACAAUUUUUUAUAAACAAUUCUAACCCAGCCCAAUAAGGAUUUCAUGGACAGAAAUAUCAUGACUUGGAAAGAAAGAUCAUUUGUAGGCAGACAUCGUGAGUUAAAGUGUGACGAGUCCUAAGUUGGGUAAAAACCAUUGGUUUGAGAAUAUGAGGCAACUGUGAAAUAAAACUUCCAGACGCCCUAAUCGAACAUAUCUUUCUAUAGCGGUUUGAUCAAUUUCAAACUCACUCAGGGAGUGGAGCCUCCCUUUGGAUUGUUUUUAACUAGGUUUCUGUCAAAUCUGUUGUAAAAUGGCUAUUCCAAUGUAUCGGUCAGACUUUUGUACAGUGUUUGACCUUCUUAAAGUACCAACUAAACCAUCAAGCUUAAUUUUCUUGGAUUAUUUGCCUUUUACUUUUGGAGAUCCUGCUGCCGUAAAUCGUGCAUUUUAACACUCUUGAGAUAUGGUGUUGGUACCGAUGUUUUGAGAGACAGCUCCCAAGUUAUAGGGGUCAACUCCGUGAAUGUUUCGCUAUCAAGUGCGAUUUUUAGGCUUUAAGGGCCAACACUUUCAGUUCAAGGGUCAACGCUUGAAAUUUGAUUCAAAUGUUUUGCUCACAAAAACGACUUAUUUUCCCCCUAUAUUGGCCUAUAAAUUUAGGAGAUCAUUAUGUUUUCUAUUGUCUUCAUUUUGUUGGCCAUUUUUACCUUGGACAACAUUCAUUUCGUUGCCUUAAAGUCAUGCAAAGUAUCAAUAAAAUUAAUGGAAAUUUUAUGGGUGUAAUCAUCAAGACAGCUCAUUAUGUUCAACUAAGAGAGGAUUUGAUCUGACAGUACAGUUACAACCUUGGUAUGGACACGUUGCCAAUGUUUGUGAAUUCAUGAAUUGUUGAAAGUUGAGGAAUUGUAAAUGAAAAAUAGUUUGCAAGGUCUUCAACUGUGUCUUUAGAAGAAAAUCUUAUCUUUAGAAAACUAUAUUUUUCAUGAAGCUUUAGGAUUAUAUUAAAUGCCUUGUUAUUAUUGUUGCUGAGUACGCAUAUGGUGCGCUGUUUAAUCUUUGCUUAUGGUCGUUGUCACAUGAGUCUUUCAAAGUGUUUCCUUAAUUAUUUAUUAUUGAUCUUUUGUUAUGCAGGUGUUUCUGAUGAUCAGAAAGAGUUUAAAAAGAUGCAGUGCAUUGUCAAAGAGCCAGACACUUUUCAGUCUGUUUAAGGUACAUUUCUAAGAAACAAAAUGCGUUGUGUUGUAUAUUUGACAAUCAGUAAAGGUUUGCUACGCAGUGAUUGUUCUUCAGCUUUACUGGGUUGAGUAUACUGAACAUCAUCCCAUUGCAUUUACUGUGAACACAUCCCUUGUAGCAUACAGUUAUCCUUCGAACAAAAAAAAAUAGUAACACAAGUUGAAAAGGCAUUACGCCACAAUCAGUAAGCUGUAUGUUUACUUUGUGUGUCGUCCUGUACUUUGUUAAAACGAUUGUGCUAGUGCUGUUUCAUAUGGAUCCCAUGCUGCGAAUAAAUUACCAUUCAUAAGUAUCUUAGGAACAAUGAUGCCUUCAAUCUACUUGUAGCAGUUUCCAAUUUUUGCGAAAUUCACGGGAUGAGUUGACAAUUUAACAUUUUUUUUAUAGGUUUUCCAAAGAAUUCUUAAAGCCUAUGCUACAAAAUUAUUCACAAGAUUGCCUAAGGGUGGCAUGGGAAUUGUUGCAGCUGCUACUGGUACAGAUGGACAAAUAAAGGUUAUUCCAAAGCUCACCAAUUUUUUUCACCAAUUAUGAAAGUAGAUGGUUACUGUGUCUUAUGCAUGCUUUGUUAACUUUACAGACAUCUGACAGAGAUGAGAAGGUUAUAUGCUAUAUUGUAAAUACGGCGGAAUAUUGUCACAAAACGGUGAGUUUUUUUCUCAAGUUGAAAAUUUCCUAGGUGUUGAUUGACUCAGAUUUAUUGCCAGACUCUCGAAAGACUAAACAAUCUCCUAAUGAUUCUCUACGUAUUUCUUUUAAUCAAGCUGCAUUGAUCUUUCUGCUUGGCAGUCGGGUGAACUCGCAGAAAAUGUUUCCAAGAUAAUUGAUUCUCCAUUUGCCGACAGGGUGGAUAUGUCAGAAGUGCAGGUACUUAAUUUCACAAACUAUGGUCACGAUGCUAUGUGUCUGAUGCCUUUCUUACGUUUUUGUUGGAAAACAUGUGAUUUUGCAGGAUGAGUUUUCAUCACUGAUCACAAAAUCACUUGUAACAUUGGUUCAUGGUCUGGAAACAAAAUUUGAUGCUGAAAUGAUUGCAAUGACGCGUGUUCCAUGGGGUACACUUGAAUCCGUUGGCGACCAAUCUGAGUAACAUCCCACAGACUGGCAUCUCUUUCUUUAUUUUCUGUUGCUUGAAUCUGAUUUUAUUAUUGAUAUUCGUAAUAUGUCCACCUAACCUAGUAAACUGAAACGUAUAAUUUCUUCUUCCAUUUCUGUUCAGGUAUGUCAAUGGUAUAAACUCGAUUCUCAUGGGCAGUAUUCCAGUCCUGGGGGGCUUACUUUCACCCGUUUACUUUCAAUUUUUCUUGGAUAAGGUGAGUCGAAGGAACACAAUUUUUCUGGGUCCUUUAUUUAGUUCUUAUAAACUUAAAAUAUCUCGGUGGUUUACCACUAACUGAAAAUAAUUGAUUAAAGUGUCGAUACUAUUUUCACGGAUUUUCCUCAUUUUUUCAUUAGCUUACUUGAACGCUUUCUCACUGUCCAGAAGAUCUUUGUUUGACAUGGAUUUCUGUCUUUAGAAUGCCACGAUCUUUCUUUACAUCAUCACUAAAGGUCAAAAAAUUAACCCCCCCCCCCCUAUUGGGAUUAAAUGAAUCUGAUUACGUACUGUUUCAUUUUGCUUUAGAACAGAGCUAUUUACGGUAAAUCAAUCGUCCAUGCUUACCGUUGCUUAGCCAUUAUUGCAAAUCUUGACCCGACUUGAUCUACAGAAACAUAGCCAGUGGUGCAAGUUCCAGUUAAGCUGAUUAACCGUUGAAUUCAUACAGCUGGCUGCUUCCCUUGGCCCUCGCUUCUACCUCAACAUCUUCAAAUGCAAGCAGAUAUCAGAAACUGGUGCACAACAGGUUUGACCGUGCCAAAAUUUCCUAUAAUAUCAAAAAUAAAUAAAUGAAUAUAUAUUUUAUUUUAUUUUAUUUGACUAUGCUUCAUGGCUGAGAAUGCAGAUGCUGCUGGACACUCAGGCUGUGAAAACCAUUAUUUUGGAGAUUCCUGCCAUGGGAAGACAGGUAAUGUGCUAAAGUUCUCCAGCGCUCAUUCUUUGGUGGGCAUUUUACGAGGAAUUUUGUAUCAGCUCAGAUGCUUCCUGCCUUUCACAGACCGCCGGCGCCGCCGGCUAUGCAAAAUUUGUCACCCGGGAGAUGAGUAAAGCCGAAGCUUUACUGAAGGUGACAGAACCUGAUGAGCCCUUGUCAUUAUGAUCUUUCCAAAAUUAGCAUGUACUUGAGCUCCUUGUGCCCUCAGGUUAUUCUAUCUCCUGUCGAUUCUGUCGCAAACACCUAUCGAGCACUGCUCCCAGAGGGCACACUUGCAGAGUUCCAGCGGAUCCUUGAGCUCAAGGUCCUUCAUCCCCCCCCAUGGAUUAUUUCUUCUUCUGAGAACCUCGAUCCUUGGUGCCAAUCAGAGUUAAAUGUACUGUCUGGCUUUGCACAGGGCUUGAAGAAGGCAGACCAGCAAGCCAUACUCGAUGAAUUUAGCAAGCAUAGACCGGGCAUCACGCACCCGUCAACGGCUCCCACCGUGGUCAUCUCGGCGCCUCCACCAAGCCAGAAUGAGACGGCGUCGACCCCUUCCACCACCACCACCACCACCGCCGCCGCCGCCGCCGCUGCGGCCGUGGGGGGGUCCAUCACAUCUCGGGAGGAUGUUCUCACCCGUGCGGCGGCCCUCGGGAGAGGCGCCGCCACCACCGGCUUCAAGAGGUUUCUCGCCUUAACAGAGGCCGCUAAGGACCGCAAAGAUGGCCCCUUUCGGAAGCUCUUCAACCCAUAA